AUUCCCUUUCCUGUGAGAAGAUUCCACACGCCGGUGUCUAUUUCUGUGAGAAAUCCAGCCCUCGCCUGCGCACCGCCAGAACUGACGGGGAGAGAGUGACCGCAGCCCCGGCUCUGCCUCUGCCAUGGCAGGAGACGACCGGACCAUCCCGCACGCCUACCCCAUGAGCGUGGAGUACGAGAGCGGCGCCCCCGCCACCAUCUACGACCAGAACUUCGGCGAGGGUCUGUCGUCAGAGGACAUUUUCGCCCCCACUUUGUACCAUGGCUACUACAUCAGACCCAGGAUCAACAAGCAGCUGGCCCGAGGCUUUUCGGAGGUUGCCACCAGCGACCACAAGUUCCAGGUGUUCUUGGACGUCUGCCAGUUCCUGCCGGACGAGCUGUCCGUCCGCACAGUGGACAACCUGCUGGAGGUGUCCGGCAGCCACCCACAGAAGCUGGACAGCCACGGUUUCGUCUCCCGGGAGUUCAGGCGCACGUACGUCCUCCCCCUGGACGUGGACCCCCUGCUGGUCCGCGCCUCCCUGUCCCACGACGGCGUCCUGUGCCUCGAGGCGCAGAGGAAAGGAGGGGAGACCCGGCCCAAGGUCCGCAACGUGGAGAUCGGUCUGGCGCCCCCACCAACGGCGUCGGGAGAGCCUGGAGCUGAGAGGCGGGAGGGUGAGACGGGUCUCGAGGCAAAAAGCGAUCACUGACCGUGACCUCUGUCCAACCCACAUUACUAACAAGGCAGCUACAGCAGCUAACCGGCAAGGAAUUGGCGUCCUGUUCGAUGACGUCUUUAACCACUGAAACCAACGACUUCUGAAACAGGUUGAUAUUUUCAGAUUCCGAUCGCUUGUUCAUCGCGUGUACAUCGAAGCACAACGCUGGCAGUAGAUUUAUGAUCCUAAGACGUCCACCUCACCAUUUACAGCCCUGAGAUCAAUUUUCUUGCAGGCAUACUCAAUAAAUCCAACGGCCGCCAUCGGCCACACCAACAGAGCGUCCGCCAGCGUUCAAAAGGCAGCAAAUGCAAAAAGAAAGAAAAGAAAUAAUAAUUUUAAGAAAUUAUCAUCAGAAUCGGGUUUAAUAUUAGAUUAGAUUAUGAGGACGCUCAGUCCUCGUUUAUUGUGAUUUAGAAAUCCAUGCAUUAGAAAAUGAUACAAUGUUCCUGUGGUAUGAUAUCACAGAAACACAGGACAGACCAAGACUAAAACUGACAAAGAACACACAAUUAUAACAUAUAGUUACAACAGUGCAAAGCAAUACCGUAAUUUGAUAAAGAACAGACCAUGGGCACAGUAAAAAAAAAGUCUCAAAGUCCCGAUAGCCCCAACAUCUCACGCAGACGGUAGAAGGGAGAAACUCUUCCUGCCGUGAGCUUCCAGCGCCGCAAACUUGCCGAUGCAGCACCCUGGAAGCACCCGAUCACAGCCGACUCUUGAGUCCGUCUGAAAACUUCGAGCCUCCGACCAGCCCUCCGACACCGAGCACCGAGCACCAUCUCUGCCGAGCGCUUCGACCCCAGCCCCGGCAACAGGCAAUAGGCAAAGCCGAGGAUUUGGGGCCUUCCCCCCCGGAGAUUCUCGAUCGCACAGUAGCAGCGGCAGCGAAGCGGGCAUUCCAGAAGUUUCACCAGAUGUUCCUCUGAGCUUCUCACGUCCGUCUCCAUCAAAUCAGGAUUGUGCACGGUACCUACUUGCCAGAUAACAGACAUCAUUCACCGGAGAGGCCGCGUGCACUGCCGUCGCGUCACCAUCUUCUCCUCCUCCAGCAUAUGUCAGGAAAUUUGUCAUCUUGCGGCAGCAGUACAUUGUAAUACAUUAAAAUGUUGAACUGCCAUGAGCUACAUUAAGUAUUUAUGUAUAAAUCAGCUAAGUUAGAUCACUUGUGUAACAAAGGCAGUGAGGUAGUGUUCAUGGGUUCAAUGUCCAUUCGGAAACCCGAUGGCGGAGGGGAAGAAGCUGUUCCUGAAACGUUGAGUGGGUGUCUUCAGGCUCCUGUACCCCCUCCCUGACGGUUACAAUGAGAAGAGGACAUGUCCUGGGUGAUGGGGGUCAGUAAUGAUGGAUGUAUCUCCAUUACCUCCUCCCUGAUGGUCACAAUGAGAAGAGGGCAUGUCCUGGGUGAUGGGGGUCAGUAAUGAUGGAUGUAUCUCCUGUACUUCCUCCCUGAUGGUCACAAUGAGAAGAGGACAUGUCCUGGGUGAUGGGGGUCAGUAAUGAUGGAUGUAUCUCCAUUACCCUCCUCCCUGAUGGUCACAAUGAGAAGGGGGCAUGUCCUGGGUGAUGGGGGUCAGUAAUGAUGGAUGUAUCUCCUGUACCCCCUCCCUGAUGGUCACAAUGAGAAGAGGGCAUGUCCUGGGUGAUGGGGGUCAGUAAUGAUGGAUGUAUCUCCAUUACCUCCUCCCUGAUGGUCACAAUGAGAAGAGGACAUGUCCUGGGUGAUGGGGGUCAGUAAUGAUGGAUGUAUCUCCAUUACCUCCUCCCUGAUGGUCACAAUGAGAAGAGGACAUGUCCUGGGUGAUGGGGGUCAGUAAUGAUGGAUGUAUCUCCUGUACCCCCUCCCUGAUGGUCACAAUGAGAAGAGGACAUGUCCUGGGUGAUGGGGGUCAGUAAUGAUGGAUGUAUCUCCAUUACCACCUCCCUGAUGGUCACAAUGAGAAGUGGACAUGUCCUGGGUGAUGGGGGUCAGUAAUGAUGGAUGUAUCUGCAUUACCUCCUCCCUGAUGGUCACAAUGAGAAGAGGACAUGUCCUGGGUCAUGGGGGUCGGUAGUGAUGGAUGUAUCCCCUGUACCCCUCCCUGAUGGUCACAAUGAGAAGAGGACAUGUCCUGCGUGAUGGGGGUCAGUAAUGAUGGACGUAUCUCCUGUACCCCUCCCUGAUGGUCACAAUGAGAAGAGGACAUGUCCUGGGUGAUGGGAGUCAGUAAUGAUGGAUGUAUCUCCUGUACCUCCUCCCUGAUGGUCACAAUGAGAAGAGGACAUGUCCUGGGUGAUGGGGGUCAGUAAUGAUGGAUGUAUCUCCUGUACCUCCUCCCUGAUGGUCACAAUGAGAAGAGGGCAUGUCCUGGGUGAUGGGGGUCAGUAAUGAUGGAUGUAUCUCCUGUACCCCCUCCCUGAUGGUCACAAUGAGAAGAGGACAUGUCCUGGGUGAUGGGGGUCAGUAAUGAUGGAUGUAUCUCCUGUACCUCCUCCCUGAUGGUCACAAUGAGAAGAGGGCAUGUCCUGGGUGAUGGGGGUCAGUAAUGAUGGAUGUAUCUCCUGUACCUCCUCCCUGAUGGUCACAGUGAGAAGAGGGCACGUCCUGGGUGGUGGGGGGUCCUCAGUAAUGGACGCUGUCUUGAAGAUAUCCCGGACGCUGGGGAGGGCCAGUGCCCGUGAUGGAGCUGACUGAGUUUACAACUCUCUGCAGUGUACUUCGAUCCUGUGCAGUAGCCCCCCACCACCAACACCCCCCCCAUCCUGUGCAGAGCCCCACCACCACCAACACCCCACCCCGGACUAGAUGGUGAUGCUGCCAGUUAGAAUGCUCUCCACAGUACAUCAGUAGAAAUCUGCAGCAACAUAGCACAUCCACAGUGUUCAGCAGAGCAACACAACACGCCAAUGUAACUACAGCAACAAAACAAAUCUCUGUACCCCUCUCCCCCCUUUCCCUACCUCUCAUUCUCUCUCUGUCCCUCUCUCUGUCUCUCUCUCUCAUUCUCUCCCUCUCUCUCUCUCAUUCUCUCUGUCUCUCUCUCCCCCCUCUCUCUCUCUCCCUCUCUCUCUCUCUCUGUCAAUCUCUCUCCCUCUCUCUCUCUCUCUCAAUCGCUCUCUCUCUCUCUCUCUCUCCCUCUCUCUGUCUCUCUCUCUCUCAUUUUCUCUCCCUCUCUCUCUCUCUCUCUCUGUCAAUCUCUCUCCCUCUCUCUCUCUCUCUCAAUCGCUCUCUCUCUCUCUCUCUCCCUCUCUCUGUCUCUCUCUCUCUCAUUUUCUCUCCCUCUCUCUCUCUCUCAUUCUCUCUCCCUCUCUCUGUCUCUCUCUUUCUCCCUCUCUCUGUCUCUCAUUCUUUCUCUCUCUUUCUCUCUCUGUCCCUCUCAUCCUCUCUCCAUCUCUCUCUCUGUCUCUCUCUCUCAUUCUCUCUUGGUCUCUCUGUCUCUCUCUCUCUCAUUCUUUCUCUCUCUCUCUGUCUCUCUCUCUCAUUCUUUCUCUCUCUCUCAUUCUCUCUCUCUGUCUCUCUCAUUCUUUCUCACUCUAUCUCUCUCUCUUUCUCUCUCUCAUUCUCUCUCUCUCUCUCAUUCUUUCUCUUUCUCUCAUUCUCUCUCCCUCUGUCUCUUUCUCGCAUUCUGUCUCUCUCCCUCUCUCUCACACAUACAGGUCUCCAAUGCCAGGCCACCUCUGUGUCUCCAGCCUCCAGUACACGCUCAAACUCACAGACAUUGGCCCCCGGCGGACUUACAGACGCAGAACCCCAGGGCUUUGGCUGUCGGGCCUCGAUCUUCGGUGUCAGACCCCCGGGGGACUUGUCGAUGUCAGGGACUGGAAAUUCCAGGCCUCAAACUCCGGACUCGCCGGUUCACGCCCUGGGGGAGGUGGGAGGGGAGAAUGGUUCGCCCCUCGCAGACCGACGAUCGUGGGACCCGCUGUCCUGCGGGUCAACGAGUGACCGGUCCUCACCCUCUCUGGUCUAUGUCCACAGUGCUUGCCAACCUGACAUUCCCCUACGUCCGCCCAUGGGUCAUGCUGACCUUUGAUCUAUGGAUCGCUCCGAGCCUGACCUUUAAUUCCCCACAUCCCUGUCCCUAACUAACCCCUCACUUUCUGUCCUCAAAAUCACUCCUAUGAACCUGAGGGGAAACAAAGCAACUUAAGUCUGAAAUGGACAUGACAGCUUGGUGCCAUCUUGACCCGAAGCUCCUUUGCUCAUUCAGAAACAUCGAUUAAUUAUGGGCUCCUGAGUCUCCCGUCAGAGGGACUGAGCACCAUCUCCUUGCAUGUUCACAGUCGAAGUCAUCUGCUGCAGGAGACAGAUACCAGAUGUGUAGCCUAGUCCACCGACAUCUGAAAUUGGGCAACUGUCUUGCUGUUUCUCUGAUCGACUUGUUGACGGGCGUUUCAUAUGUAUGGAUAAAUUCUCUGGAUUUUCAGAAAGUAUCUCUGACAUACCAGUGGUGCAAAUAUUUCUUUCACAUGUGUACUGCCAAUCAAAAUUGCUUUUCAAUUGCAAUCAAUAAAAACUUUAUUAAAUAAUUCU
This is a messenger RNA of Mobula hypostoma (lesser devil ray), 5219 nucleotides long. It is a transcript of the gene hspb2, whose product is annotated as heat shock protein, alpha-crystallin-related, b2. The transcript has 2 exons. The record is from RefSeq and is a predicted model, not a curated record. Gene Ontology annotation, molecular function: structural constituent of eye lens. Lineage: Eukaryota; Metazoa; Chordata; Chondrichthyes; Myliobatiformes; Myliobatidae. Gene Ontology annotation, biological process: negative regulation of apoptotic process; response to heat; protein refolding. Gene Ontology annotation, cellular component: nucleus; cytoplasm. The coding region runs from base 125 to 697 and encodes 190 amino acids.